CGUAAGGCUUUGGUAGGCAUAAGAACACUUAUAUGAGUUGGACUUUUGUAUCAUCCCUUGCUGUAUCUUCUUCCCUUUCUACGAUUCUCUUGAUUACAGGAAAACAGUUGAAUAGAGCUGUAAUGGGAAGGCCUCAAAAGUUCCAAGGUAUCAGCGAAGAGGUGCAGAGGUUAUUAGAUGCCGACAUGGACCAAGUGAAGGCGAGGCGUCAAGCUCGAGAAGCUUUCAAAGAUAUUCAACUAUCGAUCGAUCAUUACUUGUUCAAGUUGCCAUGUGAUGGUGUGAAGAUGCAAGAGGCCUACGAGGUGAACUCUAGAGGUGUGGAGAUUUUCACGAAAAGUUGGGUUCCAGAUUUUUGUUCUCCCAAAGCAGCAGUUUGUUUUUGUCAUGGAUAUGGCGAUACAUGCACCUUUUUCUUUGAAGGAAUUGCCAGGAAGUUUGUGUCAUGUGGGUAUAGUGUUUUUGCUAUGGACUAUCCAGGAUUUGGUCUUUCAGAAGGUCUUCAUGGGUAUAUUCCAAGCUUUGAUCUUUUGGUUGAUGAUGUCAUUGAGCAUUUCUCCAAGAUCCGAGAUAGACCUGAAAUAUGCAAUCUACCAAAGUUUUUGUUUGGACAGUCUAUGGGUGGAGCAGUAGCUUUAAAGAUCCAUCUCAAACAGCCUGAUUCAUGGACUGGUGCCAUUCUUGUUGCUCCGAUGUGCAAAAUUGCUGACAAUAUAACUCCUCCAUGGUUAUUAGCACAAAUCUUGAUUGGUGUCGCCUCAGUAUUUCCAAAACUGAAGCUGGUUCCAAAUCAGGAUUUAGCUGAGCUCGCAUUCAGAGACUCAACUAAGAGAGAAAUGACAGUUUAUAAUGUUGUUGCUUACAAGCAUAAACCCCGGCUUGGGACUGCUGUAGAGAUGCUUCGAACGACUCAAGAAAUAGAAUUGAGAUUGGAAGAAGUUUCUUUGCCACUAUUGAUCUUACAUGGGGAUGAUGAUGUAGUGACUGAUCCAUCGAUCAGCAAGGAGUUAUACAAGAAGGCAAGAAGCUCAGACAAGACUCUUAACCUUUAUAAAGACGCUUGUCAUGCCCUUCUUGAGGGCGAGACUGAUGAAACCAUUGCUAGGGUUCUUGAGGAUAUCAUAUCUUGGCUUGAUCAACAUUCCAUUAAGAAGAAGAAUAAUACAGCUUCUUGACCUUUCUUCUUCUGCUUGGGUUCUUGGUGAUAUAUAUUCAUUACAGCUCUUUAAAAGGUCACUCCAUUGGUCAUAAGCCCUUGUCAUGUACAAACUAUAACUAUAUUUAAUUUCUUUGUAAAAAAGUACUUUAUAUUGAUACU
Impatiens glandulifera is the source of this 1318-nucleotide messenger RNA. RefSeq names its product caffeoylshikimate esterase-like. The coding region runs from base 33 to 1175 and encodes 380 amino acids. The transcript is spliced from 8 exons. The record is from RefSeq and is a predicted model, not a curated record. Gene Ontology annotation, cellular component: membrane. Gene Ontology annotation, molecular function: lipase activity. NCBI's taxonomy places the organism in Eukaryota, Viridiplantae, Streptophyta, Magnoliopsida, Ericales, Balsaminaceae.